Messenger RNA from Nerophis ophidion (straightnose pipefish), 6420 nucleotides. RefSeq names its product sema domain, immunoglobulin domain (Ig), short basic domain, secreted, (semaphorin) 3Ab (gene sema3ab). The record is from RefSeq and is a predicted model, not a curated record. Bases 472 to 2829 code for a protein of 785 amino acids. Gene Ontology annotation, molecular function: semaphorin receptor binding; chemorepellent activity; neuropilin binding. Gene Ontology annotation, biological process: neural crest cell migration; negative chemotaxis; semaphorin-plexin signaling pathway. Lineage: Eukaryota; Metazoa; Chordata; Actinopteri; Syngnathiformes; Syngnathidae. The transcript is spliced from 17 exons.
UGGACGGGGCAGAGCUCUUCCAAACGGAGCGCUCAACUCCGUGACUGUUCCGCCAGCCGGGGACCACAGUGGAUCAAAAUCAACAGAAGACUGGAUAUAUAUCCAUUUUUUCUUUUAAAAAAAGCCAGGAAAAACUGAAUUAUUUCUCCCCGGCUGGACUGGAUGUAGAUUCGGAAGGUGGUUUAUAUCUCCUGACUAUGGCAGACAUACCUUGCUUGGCUACUUGUCACUGGUAAGCCAAAUCCACCUUGGACUUGGUACCGCGACCGUGACACUGACCCAACUCAUCUUGCAGGUUCCCUCGGACUUGGACUGCCUUUUGACCCUUAAUAAGGGAUUUUAUUUAUUUUUUUGGCAGGAGUCAAGUCCCGCUGAUCUGGACUGACCCACAAACUAAGGACACAGGUCUUAGGGAUCUUCUCUAGAAGUGUGGUCCUGGGUUCUCAGGAAGACUUCGGUCACCUCAGGACUAUGGGCUCUUUCUGGGGCAGCUUGGUGAUCUCCUGGGGACUGGUUCUGCUUCACAAAGGGGGCGACGGAGCCCAGCAGACCAAGGCCAAUGUCCCGCGGCUAAAACUCUCAUACAAAGACAUGCUGGACUCCAACAACCUGGAGACGUUUGAAGGUCUGGUGAACAGCUCGUCAUACCACACCUUCCUGCUGGACGAAGAAAAAGGAAGACUGAUGGUGGGCGCCAAGGACCACAUUUUCUCCUUCAACCUCCUCAACAUCAGCAAAGACAUGGUGCAGAUCCCCUGGCUGGCCUCCCCCACCCACAGAGACGAAUGCAAGUGGGCGGGAAAAGAUCUCUCGAGGGAGUGUGCAAACUUUGUCAAGGUGUUGCAGCCCUUCAACCAGACGCAUAUCUACGUGUGUGGAACAGGUGCUUUCCAUCCUGUGUGUUCCUACCUAGAAGUGGGUAAGAAACUAGAGGACAACAUUUUUAGACUGCUGCCUCACACGGAAAACGGCAGGGGGAAAAGUCCCUACGAUCCGAAGCUGCUGACCGCGUCCAUGCUGAUUGAUGGUGAAUUAUAUGCUGGGACAUCAGCAGACUUCAUGGGGCGGGACUUUGCCAUCUUCCGCACCCUCGGGAAGCAUCACCCCAUCAGGACGGAGCAGCAUGACUCCCGUUGGCUCAAUGAUCCACGAUUUGUGGGCGUCCAUCUGAUUCCGGAGAGCGACAACCCGGAAGACGAUAAAAUCUACCUCUUCUUCAGAGAGAACGCCAUGGACGGAGAGCAUGCUGGGAAAGCCACGCAUGCUCGGAUCGGCCAGCUCUGCAAAAACGACCUCGGGGGUCACAGGAGUCUGGUGAAUAAGUGGACCACCUUCUUAAAGGCACGACUCGUUUGCUCGGUGCCAGGAAGCAACGGCAUCGACACACAUUUCGAUGAACUCCAGGAUGUUUUUCUCAUCAGCACAAAGGAUCCAAAAAGCCCGAUCAUCUACGGAGUAUUUAGCACAUCCAGCAACAUCUUCAAAGGAUCGGCUGUGUGCAUGUAUAGCAUGGCGGACAUCCGCAGGGUCUUUCUGGGCCCUUAUGCUCACAGGGACGGACCUAACUACCAGUGGGUGCCUUACCAGGGGCGCGUUCCUUACCCACGGCCUGGCACAUGUCCGAGCAACACGUUCGGAGGAUUCGACACGACCAAAGACCUCCCCGAUGAAGUCGUAAUCUUUGCCAGAAGCCACCCGGCUAUGUUCAAUCCCGUGUACCCGAUCAACAACAGACCGAGCAUCGUCAAAACUGAUGUGGACUACCAGUUCACGCAGAUCGUGGUGGAUAAAGUAGAAGCAGAAGACGGCCAGUACGACGUCAUGUUCAUAGGAACUGAUUUAGGAACGGUUCUUAAGGUGGUGACGAUCCCGAGAGGCUCCUGGCAUGACCUGGAGGAAGUCCUGCUGGAGGAAAUGACCGUUUUCAGGAAGCCAACGGCUAUUAAAGCAAUGGAGCUUUCGACUAAACAGCAACAACUGUACUUGGGUUCGGACCUGGGCGUCUCCCAGAUGCCUCUGCAUCGCUGUGAGGUGUACGGGAAGGCCUGUGCUGAAUGUUGCCUGGCCCGGGACCCCUACUGUGCCUGGGACGGCAGCGAGUGCUCCAGAUACUUCCCCAUGGCCAAAAGGAGAACCAGGAGACAAGAUAUCAGGAAUGGAGAUCCUCUAACACAAUGCUCGGAUCUGCAGCAGCAUGACGAACUAAGCGGGCAGAAAACUCUGGAGGACAAAACAAUUUACGGAGUGGAGAACAGCAGCACCUUCCUGGAGUGCAGCCCCAAGUCCCAGCGAGCAUCAACUUACUGGCAGUACCAGCGCUCGCCUGACCAGCGCAAACAAGAGAUCAAAUCAGAGGAACGCUUUAUCCGCACACAGCAGGGUUUGUUGAUCCGCACCCUGGACAAGAAGGACUCGGGGAUCUACCUGUGCCAGGCGGUGGAGCACGGCUUCAUCCAGACUCUUCUCAAGGUGACUUUGGAGGUGAUCGACACCGAGCGCUUGGAGGACUUACUCAACGGAGAGGACAAGACCGCCGCCAACGCUUCCGUCCAGGACUUCCAAGAGCCUCCCAAUCGCAAGCUCUGGUAUCGAGACUUCCUGUCCUUGGUGAACCACCCCACUCUGAGUAGCGUGGACGAGUUCUGCGAGCAGGUUUGGAAGAGGGAGCGAAAGCACAAGAAGCAGAAAGCACACCUGGUGCAGCAGGCGCAAAUACACCAGCAAUAUCCACAGAAGGUGGUGGCGGCCAAGUGGAAACACCUGCAGGAGAGGCAAAAGGGGCGCAACCGUAGGACCCAUGAGCUGGAGCGGGCCCCCCGCAGUGUCUGAGUCAGAAACUUGCACUGAUCUGAAAGCGGAACUACAGACUGAGCAACAGACUCAUUCCAAAUGGACUCAACUGUAAUCGUAUUUCUUCCCCUCCUUUGGGGGUUGGCAUCACGCCGGACCCCUCGGAGCAAGUUAUCUCAGUCGGCCUCAGCAGGCCUGAUGACUGCUUCGGGACAGGGGCAAAUAGCACAAAAACUGAACACGCCUCACGGACAUUGAAUGGCUUCAUGCAAGAAUUUAUUUUGGACGUGGUCCCGGCGUCGAGGUCCCCCCGGCAUCAAGUUGAGACGAAAGCACAAACGGAAGUCCCAGAAGCAGGGAAAGAGCCGGAACACUGGGAGCAACAGACAACCACUUGAUGACAAAAUAUGUAGCUAAAAAUGUGUAAAUUCUGUGACAUAUUAAAAUGGACUAUUCAUGUUUUCCUUCUUCUGAUAGUUCAAAGUACAAAGCUAGAAGAGGUUUGAACAGGGAGAUGUUGUACUCCAGUGUGUGUGCCAUCAAUAAGCUUCACUACCACAUGUUUUAUACAUGUGUCUCAGAGCAGGCGUGGGCAAUUAUUUUGACUUGGGGCAGGGGCCAAAUUUAGAGGAAAAAAUUGUGUUUGGGGGGACCGGUAUGUCCGAUUUUUAGGAACACUAAUACAAAAAGAAAGUCUGAUUGAAUGCCAAAAAACGUUAUGACACGGCCCUUCCACACCUGUCCCCGACACUCACAUUUCAGACUCUGGAAAGACUCUGUGGAAAUGCUCCCUACCCACACUGCUUGGUCUGAGCUGCUGUGACUUAGAUUACCAUAGUAACUAAUUAGAUCCCUCGCCCGGACGCGGGUCACCUGGGCCCCCAUCUGGAGUCAGCCCCGUAGUUGGGGCACGAUGGCGAGCGCCUGGUGGCCAGGCCUGUCCGGGCACAUCCCUUCCACGUCGGGCUCUGACGCCCGCAUUUCCCUCUGGAAAGACUCUGUGGAAAUGCUCCCCACCCACACUGCUUGGUCUGAGCUGAUGUGACUUAGAUUACCAUAGUAACUAAUUAGAUCCUUUGCCCGGACGCGGGUCACCGGGGCCCCCCUCUGGAGCCAGGCGCGAUGGCGAGCGCCAGGUGGCCGGGCCUGACUCCAUGGGGCCCGGCUGGGCACAGCCUUUUCACGUCGGUCCCUGACACUGGACUUUCAGACUCUGGAGAGACUCUGUGGAAAUGCUCCCCAUCCACACUUCUUGCACUGAGCUUCUGUGACUUAGAUUACCAUAGUAACUAAAUAGAUCCCUCGCCCGGACGUGGGUAACCGGGGCCCCCUUCUGGAGCCAGCCCUGUAGUUGGGGCACGAGGGCAAGCGCCUGAUGGCCGGGCCUGUCCCCAUGAGGCUCGGCCUGGCACAGCCCUUCCACGUCAGUCCCUGACAAUCGCAUUUCAGACUAUGUAGAAACACUCCCCACCCACACUGCUUGGUCUGACCUGCUGUGACGUAGAUUACCAUAGUACCUAAUAGAUCCCUCGCCCCCCUCUGGAGCCAGGCCCAGAGUUAGGGCAUGAUGGCGAGCGCAUGGUGGCCGGGCCUGAGUGAGUGCCCGAAGAGGCAACGUGGGUCCCCACUCCGAUGAGCUCACCACUCAUGGAAGGGUUGUGUUGUGAGCUGGGCGGUAGCCGAAGGCAGGGCACUUGGCGGUCCGAUCCGCGGCUACAUAAAUUAGCUCUUGGAACGUAGAACAUCCCCUAACUGGGGAGGGGAAGGAGCCUGAGCUAGUGCGCGAGUUGGAGAAGUUACGGCUGGAUCGGACUCAAUUCGACGCAGAAUGCCACCCGAAAACUUUAUCGACCCGUUGUGGUGAAGAAGGAGCUGAGCCGGAAAGUAAAGCUCUCAAUUUAAUGGUCGAUCUACGUUCCCAUCCUCACCUAUGGUCAUGAGCUUUGGGUUAUGACCGAAAGGACAAGAUCACGGGUACGAGAUCUACGUUCCCGUCCUAACCUAUGGUCAUGAUCUUUGGGAUACGAUCAAAAGGACAAGAUACAUGUUCCCAUCCUAACCUAUAGUCAUGAGCUUUAGGUUAUGACUGAAAGGACAAGAUCUACGUUCUUAUCCUCACCAAUGGUCAUGAGCUUUAGGUUAUGACCGAAAGGACAAGAUCAUGGGUACAAGAUCUACGUUCCCAUCCUAACCUAUGGUCAUGGUCUUUGAGUUAUGACCGAAAGGACCAGCUCUACGUUCCCAUCCUCACCUAUGGUCAUGAGCUUUGGGUUAUGACCAAAAGGACAAGGACAAGAUCACGGGUACAAGCGGCCCAAAUUAGCUUCCUCCGCUGGCUGGCGAGGCUCUCCCUUAGAGAUAAGGUGAGAAGCUCUGCCAUCCAGGAGGAACUCAAAGUAAAGCUGCUGCUCCUCCAGAUCGAGAGGAGCCUGAUGAGGUGGUUCGGGCAUCAGGUCAGGAUACCACCCGAGCACCUCCUUAAGGAGGUGUUUAGGGCACGGUAGGAGGCCACGGGGAAGACCCAGGACAUGUUGGGAAGACUCUGUCUCCCGACUGGCCUGGGAACUUCCGACCGGUAGGAGGCCAAGGGGAAGACCCAGAACAAGUUGGUAAAGACUAUGUCUGGGAACGCCUCGGGAUCCGCCAGGAGGAGCUGGACGAAGUGGCUGGGGAGAGGAAAUUCUGGGCUUCCCAGCUUAGGCUGCUGCCCCGGCGACCCGACCUCGGAUAAGCGGAAUAAGAUGGAUGGAUGGUAACUAAUUAUAUUACCAUCAUGCAAAAGCGCAGAUUCCAACCAUUGAAAUACUUACUAUAGUUCAAGACUUACUUGCCCAGGUCUGCAUGAGAUUCUUGCAAGUGUUUCAUCUCAGUGAGUGGAAUACGCAAUAAUAUAUUCUUUCACCACACCCUGUAUUUAUUGAUGAACUGUCAUUUGGAUAUUUUGGCUAAUGCGCCAGAACGAGCUGGCAUUGACAAAGUGUUGUAUCGGACCAAGUGUGUUAUCAGGAAUACUGUCGGCUGGGAUGUUGGUCAACAUCGAUCAUGUGAAACAUUGGACAAAAACAAAUAUCCAAACUGCCUUGCUUGAUGUUAGUAUGAUACUAUGUGGUGCAGGCAUGAUAUCAUCCAAGUAAACCUAAGCUGCGGAUGAACAAGCCGGAAUGUGAACAACUUGUAAAUAAACUGUAGAUAAUCCAUGUUUGAUGCCGGUGCAUGUGAAUGAUAUUGUGGUGUUACCUGUUGUCCUUUUGUCGGCUCGUACAAGACUGUUCCGACCUUGUAAAUAUGCCGACUAUUGUGUAUUGGGGUAUAGAAUGAGUAUUUCCCGAGGAAGCUAUUCAAGAUGGGGUAUAGGAAACUAAUUUAAGGUUAAAUGUGGAUGCAAACAUGCAAGUUUGUUUUGAAACAACAGUAUCAGUUUGUCACUUUUAACUCGGGAGUGUUUGCCAUGCAUGGACAGAGGAAGGUGAACAAAACUAUCCAUGAUUUGAACUGUUUAGGAUACUUGCAGUGGGACUUUUAGGAGAACUAUAAUCAUAAGAACAUUGAAAUAAAGAGAGAAUAUAUGAUUCCAAGUCGGGAAAAUGCAUCAUGUCAUGUUCCGUUCCAAUAAAAGUCUCUUCGCAAGAA